AUGGCUGCAGCCAUGGAACUUGAAGAACAAAAAGGAUUUUUCAUACUUAAAGGAGAGAGCCAUUCCCAGGAGCAGGAUUCCACCUCACAAAAAUACAGUUCUUGUAAAAGAGAAGUCAGCAGACAGAACUUCAGGAAGCUGUCCUAUGAGGAUGCACCCGGACCUCGUGAAGUUUUUAUUCAGCUCUGGGAGCAUUGCUGUGGGUGGCUCAAGCCACAGUGCCAUACCAAGGAGCAGAUCUUAGACCUGCUGGUGCUGGAGCAGUUCCUGAGCAUUCUUCCUAGGGAACUACAGACCUUGGUGCGGGCACACCAUCCAGAGAGUGGCGAGGAGGCUGUGACUGUGCUGGAGAACCUGGAAAAGGAGCUUGGUGAAUCCCAAAAGCAGGUCCUGGACAGUUCAGAAAAUGAAGACAUACUCCUGGACAAAUCAGCCCCCUUGGAAAAGCUGCAUGAGUCACUAACUGCUCAGAUUGGCCCAAAGCAGGCCCCAGAAGAGCGGGACUCUGGGAAUGGUGAUAAAUACAAGACCAAGAAUGAAGUGACCUCCCAGAAGAAAGAUGUGCCCAUAGACAAGGAAGUCGUUGGGUAUAUGAACAACAGAAUGAUCCAAGAUAUCCAUCAGCAUCCCGAGUCCAAAGAUGCUGUUGAAAAUGAGGGAAAAAUGAAAUGGCGACCAAGAGGAAAAAGGCAGUAUAAGUGUGAUGAGUGCGGAAAGAGUUACAGUGGUAGCUCAGACCUUACUAAGCACAAGAGAAUUCACACGGGGGAGAAGCCUUACAAAUGUGAUGAGUGUGGGAAAGCCUUCAUUCAAUCCUCACAUCUUGUUCAGCAUUAUAGAGUCCACACUGGAGUGAAGCCCUAUAAGUGUAAAGAAUGUGGGAGAGACUUCAGUGGGCGUACAGGUCUCACUGAGCAUGAGAGAAUCCAUACAGGUGAAAAGCCCUAUCGUUGCAGUGAGUGUGGAAAGUACUUCCGUAUAAGUUCAACUCUUAUUAGACACCAAAGAAUUCAUUUAACAAAUAAGCUAUACUAA
Molecule: messenger RNA, 1035 nt
Organism: Jaculus jaculus (lesser Egyptian jerboa)
Lineage: Eukaryota; Metazoa; Chordata; Mammalia; Rodentia; Dipodidae
Product: zinc finger and SCAN domain-containing protein 16-like
Exons: 3
Coding region: 1-1035 (344 amino acids)
Biological process (GO): regulation of transcription by RNA polymerase II; central nervous system development
Cellular component (GO): nucleus
Molecular function (GO): RNA polymerase II cis-regulatory region sequence-specific DNA binding; DNA-binding transcription factor activity, RNA polymerase II-specific
Source: RefSeq, a predicted model, not a curated record